AGAAAGUGAUGGCCACAAGAAGGACAAACUAGCAGACACAUUGGUUUUUGAUGGCUCAAACUGAAGUUCUGUAAUACAUUCAAACAUAAUUGAAGCCUGAAAAGCUCCUCACUUUACAAACCCCACCCAACAAAAAAAAAACAUCGAUCCCCAGAAUCCAAUCAUUAGUGUUUGUGUUCGAGUGAAUUUAGUCUUUCUCAGCAUGAUAAGCUUAGUUAACAUAUUUGGGGUACUAGGUAAUAUUAUGUCAGGGCUACUCUACCUUUCUCCUUUUCCAACGUUUUGGCGAAUUGUAAAGCGUAGAUCUACCGAGGAAUUUGAGAGCCUUCCUUACAUUUGCAAAUUGCUGAAUGCAUACUUUUGGGUGUACUAUGGUCUUAUAAAACCUGAUAGCUUGCUCGUUGCCACUGUUAACAUGUUUGGUGGUGUAGUUGAGAUCAUUUUUCUCACAAUAUUUCUACUUCUUGCACCUCCAAGAAUGAAGACUAGGACUGCCAUCCUUGUUGCAAUUUUGGAUGUGGGUUUUCCAGCGGCAGCAAUUUUGCUUACACAAUUCUUGCUACAUGAAGAAGCGCGGAUUGAUGUUGCAGGGUUAUUGUGUGUAAUCUUCAGUAUGAUUGCAUAUGCUUCACCUCUCUCAGCUAUGAAAACGGUGGUGACCACAAAGAGUGUGGAGUACAUGCCUUUUCUUCUGUCAUUCAUCUUUUUCGUAAAUGGAGGAGUUUGGACCAUCUAUGCCUUGCUCACAAAAGACUGGUUUGUUGGAUUACCAAAUGGGACUGGAUUUUUACUUGGAAUAGCUCAACUGAUUCUCUAUGCAAUUUACUGGAAACCUAAUAAGUCAUCCAAGCAAGUCCUUGAUGUCUUAGAGGAUCAACAGCAACAUGAACCACUCAUCCCAGGAGGCCUCCAAUCCAAUCAUACAGGAGAAGUGACUAGUAGUUAUAGGUCAUAAUAAUUCUAUAGAAAAAGCCGCCGAUGAUUAAUAAAAGUAGAGGGUAUUACAUUUUAGCAAAAAAAGUAGAGGGUAUUACAUAAAAAGUUCUAUUUUUGUACACUCCCUAUUGGAUUUGUCUUUUAUAUGUCCUGUAGAAAAUAGUAUUGUUAACUAGCAUCAAAUUAUUCAACUUUCAAUCA
This is a messenger RNA of Quercus robur (English oak), 1137 nucleotides long. Its product is annotated as bidirectional sugar transporter SWEET17-like. Gene Ontology annotation, molecular function: sugar transmembrane transporter activity. The record is from RefSeq and is a predicted model, not a curated record. The transcript is spliced from 6 exons. Gene Ontology annotation, cellular component: membrane. Gene Ontology annotation, biological process: carbohydrate transport. The coding region runs from base 203 to 955 and encodes 250 amino acids. NCBI's taxonomy places the organism in Eukaryota, Viridiplantae, Streptophyta, Magnoliopsida, Fagales, Fagaceae.